AUGGAAAAUUAUCGUAUAGAACAUGACACAUUUGGACAAAUAAAUGUCCCUAAAGAUAAAUUAUGGGGUGCUUAAACUUAAAGAUCUCUCCAAAACUUCGAAAUAUGUACUGAUACUGACCGUAUGCCAAUUCAAUUAAUUAGAUCAUUAGCUAUAAUAAAGAAAUGUGCAGCCAAAGUAAAUAUGUCAUACGACUUAGAUUAAAAAAAAGGCUAAGCAAUAAUCUAAGCUGCUUAAGAAAUAAUAGAAGGAAAACUAGAUGACCAUUUUCCUUUAGUAGUCUGGUAAACAGGCUCUGGUACUCAAACUAAUAUGAACUUAAACGAAGUAAUUGCAAAUAGAGGAAUGUAGAUAUUUUAAGGAAUAAAAAUUCAUCCAAAUGAUGAUGUUAAUAUGUCACAAUCUUCAAAUGACACCUUUCCAUCUGCUAUGCAUUUAGCGACUGUUAUCGAGUUUAAAAAUAAACUUUUGCCUGCUUUAUAAAAUUUACAUUUAGCUUUAACUGAAAAAAUGAAUGAAUUUCAAAAUAUAAUUAAAAUAGGUAGAACACAUACAUAAGAUGCCACUCCUCUUACAUUAGGUUAAGAAUUUUCAGGCUAUGUUUAAUAAAUUCAAUAAGGAAUUUAAAGAUUAGAAUAAAAAAUUCCGUAAGUUUCUUUAUUGGCAUAAGGAGGAACUGCAGUAGGGACUGGAUUAAAUACUUAUGAAUGCUUUUCACAAAAAAUAGCUUAAGAAAUAAGUAAUGAAACUAGUAUAGAAUUUAAAACUGCCCCAAAUAAAUUCGAAGCAUUAGCUACUUGCGAUGCCUUAGUAGAUUUUUCGGGUUCUUUAAAUACUUUAGCAUGUUCUUUAAUGAAAAUUGGAAAUGAUAUAAGAUUUUUAGCCAGUGGCCCCAGAAGUGGUUUAGGGGAAUUACUUUUACCUGAAAAUGAGCCUGGUAGUUCUAUAAUGCCUGGAAAGGUAAAUCCUACAUAAUGUGAAUCAUUAACUAUGUGUUGUGCUUAGGUUAUGGGAAACCAUUUGGCAAUAACUAUAGGAGGACAACAUGGGCAUUUUGAAUUAAACGUAUUUAGGCCACUUGUUAUAAAGAAUGUUAUUCAUUCUAUUUGUUUAUUAAGUGAUUCAUGUUGUUCUUUUGUGAAAAAUUGUGUUAAAGGAAUUAAAGCUAAUGAAGAAAAAAUAAAAUAACUCAUGAAUUAAUCUUUAAUGCUUGUUACAGCUUUGAACAAACAUAUUGGGUAUGAAAAAGCAGCAUAAGUAGCAAAAAAUGCUCACAAAUAAAAUAUAACUUUACUAGAGUCUUGUUUAGAUUUAGGUUAUGUUACUGAAGAAUAGUUCAAAUAAUGGGUAAGACCUGAAGAUAUGUUGAAUUCUUCAAAAUUUAUUAAAAAAAUUUGAAAUAUUAUAUAUUAA
Messenger RNA from Ichthyophthirius multifiliis, 1413 nucleotides. RefSeq lists its product as hypothetical. The record is from RefSeq and is a predicted model, not a curated record. Gene Ontology annotation, biological process: malate metabolic process; tricarboxylic acid cycle; fumarate metabolic process. The transcript is spliced from 3 exons. Gene Ontology annotation, molecular function: fumarate hydratase activity. Gene Ontology annotation, cellular component: tricarboxylic acid cycle heteromeric enzyme complex; mitochondrion. Lineage: Eukaryota; Ciliophora; Oligohymenophorea; Hymenostomatida.